ACUCCUCCAGCCUGGAGGAGUUAGUUAGCCAAGAGCCGGGACUGGGAGCCCCGACCUCUCCUUUCUGCAUCCUCACACUCUGUGCCCAUCUCUUUUCUGCAUGGUGGAUAUUAUUUUUCAUUAUCCUUUUUUGGGUGCUAUGGGGGAUCAUUCCAAGAAAAAGCCCGGGAUUGCCAUGUGUGUAGGCUGUGGGAGUCAAAUCCAUGACCAGUAUAUCCUGAAGGUCUCCCCGGACCUCGAGUGGCAUGCAGCCUGCCUCAAAUGCGCUGAAUGCAGCCAGUACCUGGAUGAGACCUGCACUUGUUUUGUGAGAGAUGGCAAGACAUACUGUAAAAGGGAUUAUAUCAGGUUGUUCGGCAUCAAAUGCGCCAAGUGCAAAGUGGGUUUCAGCAGCAGCGACCUGGUGAUGCGGGCCCGGGAGAACGUGUACCACAUCGAGUGCUUCCGCUGCUCCGUCUGCAGCCGCCAGCUGUUGCCCGGCGACGAGUUCUCCCUCAGGGACCACGACCUGCUCUGCCGGGCCGAUCACAGUCUCCUCCUCGACCGGGGUUCGGCCGACAGCCCCCGGAGCCCGGGACACUUACCCACCAGCCGGGGCCUCCAUCUGACAGACCCCGGGUCCGGCCGGCAGCCGUCGUUGCGGCCUCACGUGCACAAGCAGGCGGAGAAGACCACCCGCGUCCGGACGGUGCUCAACGAGAAGCAGCUCCACACGCUGCGGACCUGCUACGCCGCCAACCCCAGGCCCGACGCCCUCAUGAAGGAGCAGCUGGUGGAGAUGACCGGCCUCAGCCCCAGGGUCAUCCGCGUCUGGUUCCAGAACAAGCGCUGCAAGGACAAGAAGAAAUCCAUCCUCAUGAAGCAGCUGCAACAGCAGCAGCACAACGACAAGACGAGCCUGCAGGGGCUGACCGGGACGCCGCUGGUGGCCGGCAGCCCCAUCCGCCACGACAGCGCGGUGCAGGGCAGCGCCGUGGAGGUGCAGACCUACCAGCCGCCCUGGAAAGCGCUCAGCGAGUUCGCCCUGCAGAGCGACCUGGACCAGCCCGCCUUCCAGCAGCUGGUGUCUUUCUCGGAGUCUGGCUCCCUGGGGAACUCCUCCGGCAGCGACGUGACCUCCUUAUCCUCCCAGCUCCCGGACACCCCCAACAGCAUGGUCCCCAGCCCGGUGGAGACGUGAGAAGGCCGGGCCGGCGCGCCGCCUCUCCCGAGGAUCUCGCAUGCUCCCUGCAUGAGACUCGCCCAUGCUCAGGCCAUUCCAGCUCUCCAAAAACUC
Ornithorhynchus anatinus (platypus) is the source of this 1276-nucleotide messenger RNA. It is a transcript of the gene ISL2, whose product is annotated as ISL LIM homeobox 2. The record is from RefSeq and is a predicted model, not a curated record. Gene Ontology annotation, biological process: axonogenesis; neuron fate specification; positive regulation of transcription by RNA polymerase II. Gene Ontology annotation, molecular function: DNA-binding transcription factor activity, RNA polymerase II-specific; cis-regulatory region sequence-specific DNA binding. The coding region runs from base 101 to 1180 and encodes 359 amino acids. Lineage: Eukaryota; Metazoa; Chordata; Mammalia; Monotremata; Ornithorhynchidae. Gene Ontology annotation, cellular component: nucleus. The transcript has 6 exons.